AAUAAAUGUUUAGCAGUUAAUCUCCAAAUACAUUUAUUCCAAAUGCUCAAUCUAGAUAUAUUGUGUCUCCAAGAAUUGGAUAAUAAUCAACAUCUGUUAAUCGAAAUCUCCAAUACAAUAAUUAAUUACUAGAAUAAGAGAAUACUAAUUCAAAUUCAUCAGACCAUUUACACCAUUUAACUAAACUCUAUUUUAUGAUGCUCAUAUCCUAUUUCAUUGCAUUGUUUAACUUAGUAAAUUAUUAAUACUAACUAGCUUGAAUUUGAAUCAAUGAACACAUUCUUCAAUCAAAAUGGAUAUUUUCUUUAUUUGUUUUUAGGAGCACUUUUGUUCAUAUCAAUUUUGUCUCUCAGUAUUGAUAGUUCUAUACUUUAUCUGAUAUUUGUAAUUCUAUUUUACUUUUUAUUUGCUUGCAUUAAAGCAGUAAAUAAUAUGAAUGUAGCUUUGAUGAUAAUUUUAACUUUUGGAGGAUAAAUAUUAGCUUAAUUUUUAAGUGUUUUGUCAGCUGAUACUGAGAAAGAUCUAUAAUUGCAUCAAUAAUCUUUAUAUAUAUUGACAAGUGGUUUGAUAGUAUUUUAAUUGUUCAUAACUUGUUUUGAUAUUGAUUUUUUUGAGAUGAUUAUAAUUCUUAUAACAGGUUUUGUUUUUGGGUAAUGUUUAUUGAUAAUAGUUAGAUUUUUUUUAGUGAUUUCAACGAUGAGUAAUGAAUCAAGAUUUGAAGGUAAUGCUUUGCCUGAAAGUGUGAGCAUAUAUACAAAAAUAAUAGUGUAGAUUGUGAAGAAAGCUUAAUAGAUAGCAUCACUUUAUUAUAAAGAUCCAGUGGAGAUAGAAAUAAAGUUAAUAGAGAGAAAUAAGAAAAUAGAUGAGAAUGAUUAUAAAUUAAUGAAUUAAAGUGAUGCAAAGAAUCAUGAACAUUUAUUAGUAUAAGCAUUGAAUGGUUUAGAUGGAAUGAUAGGAUUGAGUGAUGGAACAUUUAUUUAUAAGAAAGGGAUGAUAAAAUAUUCAGAUGCUAAAUAUGAAGAAUGUACAAUAGUGGCUAUAAUGAAAUUAUAAUGA
Molecule: messenger RNA, 1056 nt
Organism: Paramecium sonneborni
Lineage: Eukaryota; Ciliophora; Oligohymenophorea; Peniculida; Parameciidae
Source: the annotation of a GenBank genome assembly